UUUAAAUGAGUGGGGAUGUUUUUGAGAUGUAUUACUAUAUUAGGUGACAUGGAACUUUGCAUCUCUCAUACCAUCACUGCAAUGUUGGCCAAUAGAAAGCUAAAGUCACCCAAAAACUGCCUAGUCCCUCCUUCCCUUCCCUUAUGGUCUGGUCCUACCUGCCUCCAGUUCACAAGUCAAGGCUACUCUCGGGAAUGCUAUGUGCCCCCUCCGCGAGCCCUCGCUCCACCACUGCUCCAGGUUGGCUGCUCCUCACCUACUUUUCCAUGACCGUGGGCUCCGGCCGCUGCCCCGCUCUCCUCCGCAAUGUUUCCUAGCCCUGUGACAACGACACCCUUCUCGGUCAAGGAUAUUUUGAACCUGGAACAGCACCAGAGCGGCCUGGGCUCCAUGGAGCUCUCCUCCUCCUCCUGCAUGCUGGCCACCUUCAAGCAGGAGGCGUUCAGCUCCGAGCCUCCAGCCCUGCCUGACCUGCGGGAGGAGAUGCCCGAAGCCCACCCGCCCAAGACCCCCGCCGCCUUCCCCGCCUCCUACUACGUUAAAAGCUACCUGGAAAUGGACUCGGCCAAGGAUGCCAAGGCGGACAAGAAAGAACUGUGUUCCCUGCACAAGAGCCUGGAGCAGGAGAAGAGAGACCUGGAAGAUCCCGAGCGCCCCAGACAGAGGAAAAGGAGGAAACCUCGGGUCCUCUUUUCUCAAGCCCAAGUCUACGAACUGGAGAGAAGGUUCAAGCAGCAGAAAUACCUCUCGGCUCCGGAGAGAGACCACCUAGCCAAUGUCCUAAAGCUCACCUCCACCCAGGUGAAAAUUUGGUUCCAGAAUCGAAGGUAUAAAUGCAAAAGGCAGAGACAGGAUCAGACCCUCGAAAUGGUGGGCAUCCCUCCCCCGCGGCGGAUAGCGGUGCCCGUGCUGGUGCGCGAUGGGAAGCCCUGCCUGGGGGAAUCUUCUCCCUACAGUUCGCCGUACAACGUCAGCAUCAACCCCUACAGCUACAACGCCUACCCCGCCUACACCAACUACAACAGCCCGGCCUGCAACGCCAACUACAACUGCAACUACCCUUCCAUGCAGACCAUGCAGACCUCGGCUCCCGGCAACAACUUCAUGAACUUCAGCGUAGGGGACUUGAAUUCAGUGCAGACGCCCAUCCCGCAGGGAAACGCGGGCAUCUCCACCUUGCACGGGAUCCGAGCCUGGUAGAGCCGCUCCCCUCCGCGGGGCCGGGGGUGGAGGGGCUCCGGCUGCACCUGCGACCCGCUCUGGGGACACUUCCAGGCUGCGGGGGGAUAAGGACAGUUCAAUACAGCAUCCCGGCGGAGCUCACUGGCGUGGGGACCAUUUUCAGCGGGGAGGGUUUCAGAAUUUGCCCAGAGAAGUGGUGGCUGCCCCAUCCCUGGAAGUGUUCAAGGCCAGGCUGGAUGGGGCCUUGGGCAGUCUGAUCUAGUGGGAGAUGUUGGAACUGGGUGAGCUUUAAGGUCCCUUCCAACCCAAACCAUUCUAUGAUUUCGUGCGGUGGUCAGGGAACUCAGCACUGCCCGCGCCUCCCGACCCUUCUCACUCCCCCUUCCAACGGGGUCUUCAUCCCGGUGAUUCUCUCCCUCCCUUCCUUCCUUCCAAGUCAUUUUGCCUGACUUGUUCUUCCCAACAAUAGCGACCCAAGUCCUACUACAUUUUUUUUUUCCUUUUUAAUAUUUACUCCGAACUAAUUAUUAAUGAGAUCCACAUUUAAUUUUUGCACUGCCCGUACGGUUCCCCGCUGGUCGGUCAGCUCAGCAUCCUGCCAGCCCCCCCUUGCAACGCCGGGGCCCCCGAGGACAGACCCCUCCACCCCAUCACACCCCACUCCAGCCGAGGAAUACGGACACUCCGACCUGCCAGGUCCCCGUAGGGUGAUGCACUAAAACGUGAGUUAGUAUUGAAAUGCACUGUCCGCCCCCGGCCCCGCCGCCCCUUCGUACGUGUUUCCCUUUGCUGUACAAGCUGAUGGAGAUCAGCCAGUUGUCAAUUAAAGUGAGUGGCUUAACCUCGGCUCGUCCCUGG
This is a messenger RNA of Cuculus canorus (common cuckoo), 2040 nucleotides long. RefSeq names its product NK2 homeobox 5 (gene NKX2-5). NCBI's taxonomy places the organism in Eukaryota, Metazoa, Chordata, Aves, Cuculiformes, Cuculidae. Gene Ontology annotation, biological process: cell differentiation; regulation of transcription by RNA polymerase II. The transcript is spliced from 2 exons. The coding region runs from base 307 to 1200 and encodes 297 amino acids. Gene Ontology annotation, molecular function: RNA polymerase II cis-regulatory region sequence-specific DNA binding; DNA-binding transcription factor activity, RNA polymerase II-specific. The record is from RefSeq and is a predicted model, not a curated record. Gene Ontology annotation, cellular component: nucleus.